AGAUAUCUUCUCAUAAGGGCACUGUGUGGAGCUUCUGAGAUCUGUGGAGGUUUUUCUCUGCAAAUGCAGGAAGAAAGCAGGUGGAUGGAUGCAUAAUUAUGGCCCUGCUCCUGGUCUCUUUGCUGGCAUUCCUGAGCUUGGGCUCAGGAUGUCAUCAUCGGCUCUGUCACUGCUCUAACAGGGUUUUUCUCUGUCAAGAGAGCAAGGUGACAGAGAUUCCUUCUGACCUCCCGAGGAAUGCGGUUGAACUGAGGUUUGUCCUCACCAAGCUUCGAGUCAUCCAAAAAGGUGCAUUUUCAGGAUUUGUGGACCUGGAGAAAAUAGAAAUCUCUCAGAAUGACGUCUUGGAGGUAAUAGAGGCAGAUGUGUUCUCCAACCUUCCCAAAUUACAUGAAAUUAGAAUUGAAAAGGCCAACAACCUGCUUUACAUCAACCCUGAGGCCUUCCAGAACCUUCCCAACCUUCAAUAUCUGUUAAUAUCCAACACAGGUAUUAAGCACCUUCCAGAUGUUCACAAGAUUCAUUCUCUCCAAAAAGUUUUACUUGACAUUCAAGAUAACAUAAACAUCCACACAAUUGAAAGAAAUUCUUUCGUGGGGCUGAGUUUUGAAAGUGUGAUUCUAUGGCUGAAUAAGAAUGGGAUUCAAGAAAUACACAACCGUGCAUUCAAUGGAACCCAACUAGAUGAGCUGAAUCUAAGCGAUAAUAAAAAUUUAGAAGAAUUGCCUAAUGAUGUUUUCCACGGAGCCUCUGGACCAGUCAUUCUAGAUAUUUCAAGAACAAGGAUCCAUUCCCUGCCUAGCUAUGGCUUAGAAAAUCUUAAGAAGCUGAGGGCCAGGUCGACUUACAACUUCAAAAAGCUUCCUAGUCUGGAAAAGCUUGUCGCCCUCAUGGAAGCCAGCCUCACCUAUCCCAGCCAUUGCUGUGCCUUUGCAAACUGGAGACGGCAAAUCUCUGAGCUUCAUCCAAUUUGCAACAAAUCUAUUUUAAGGCAAGAAGUUGAUUAUAUGACUCAGGCUAGGGGUCAGAGAGCCUCUCUGGCAGAAGACAAUGAAUCCAGCUACAGCAGAGGAUUUGACAUGACGUACACUGAGUUUGACUAUGACUUAUGCAAUGAAGUGGUUGACGUGACCUGCUCCCCUAAGCCAGAUGCAUUCAACCCAUGUGAAGAUAUCAUGGGGUACAACAUCCUCAGAGUCCUGAUAUGGUUUAUCAGCAUCCUGGCCAUCACUGGGAACAUCAUAGUGCUGGUGAUCCUAACUACCAGCCAAUAUAAACUCACUGUCCCCAGGUUCCUUAUGUGCAACCUGGCCUUUGCUGAUCUCUGCAUUGGAAUCUACCUGCUGCUCAUUGCAUCAGUUGAUAUCCACACCAAGAACCAAUAUCACAACUAUGCCAUUGACUGGCAAACUGGGGCAGGCUGUGAUGCUGCUGGCUUUUUCACUGUCUUUGCCAGUGAGCUGUCGGUCUACACUCUGACAGCUAUCACCUUGGAAAGAUGGCAUACCAUCACCCAUGCCAUGCAGCUGGACUGCAAGGUGCAGCUCCGCCAUGCUGCCAGUGUCAUGGUGAUGGGCUGGAUUUUUGCUUUUGCAGCUGCUCUCUUUCCCAUCUUUGGCAUCAGCAGCUACAUGAAGGUGAGCAUCUGCCUGCCAAUGGAUAUUGACAGCCCUUUGUCACAGCUGUAUGUCAUGUCCCUCCUUGUGCUCAAUGUCCUGGCCUUUGUGGUCAUCUGUGGCUGCUAUACCCACAUCUACCUCACAGUGCGGAACCCCAACAUCGUGUCCUCCUCUAGUGACACCAGGAUCGCCAAGCGCAUGGCCAUGCUCAUCUUCACUGACUUCCUCUGCAUGGCACCCAUUUCUUUCUUUGCCAUUUCUGCCUCCCUCAAGGUGCCCCUCAUCACUGUGUCCAAAGCAAAGAUUCUGCUGGUUCUGUUUUACCCCAUCAACUCCUGUGCCAACCCCUUCCUCUAUGCCAUCUUUACCAAAAAUUUUCGCAGAGAUUUCUUCAUUCUGCUGAGCAAGUGUGGCUGCUACGAAAUGCAAGCCCAAAUUUAUAGGACAGAAACCUCAUCCACUGCCCACAACUCCCAUCCAAGGAAUGGCCACUGCUCUUCAGCUCCCAGAGUCACUAAUGGUUCCACUUACAUACUUGUCCCUCUAAGUCAUUCAGCCCAAAAGUAAAACACAAUGUGAAAAUGUGUCUGAGUGUUGAAUGAUAAUUCAGUCUUGCCUUUGAAGGGUAUGUCACAAAUAGCUGACAGUGCUUCUACAUAUUUCAUCUAAUUUAAUAUUCCUGGCAGACCUUUAAGGUAAAUUGGUCAGGAACUAUUAAUUCCAUGUGAUACAUUGGGAAGCUGAAUUAUUAGUAACAACAAUAAUUAAAGAAUGCAAUACUAUAUUACAUAUUUUAUCCUUAUAUAUGUUAUUUUUGAACAUUAUGUUCAAAGUGCUUUUGUUCAGAUAUCUCAAGUGAUCCCUGUUAAAUAAGCAGGACAGGGAUUAUUCUUGGAGUUUUACAAAUGAGGACACCAAGACUCAAAGAGUUAAGUGACUUGUUCAAAAGUGUUUGGUUUGUAAGAGGCAGAGCCAGGAUUAGGUAUUCCAACUCCCAGAGAAUUUCCAAGAGAAGCACCAUGGUAUUCACUCAUUCAUUCAUUCAUUCAUUCAACAAAUAUUAAUUGAACACCCAUGUGAAGCCUUUGUGAUGCGUCAAUGUGCAUAGGCUGAGAUACAUUUCCCAGAAUUCCCUUCCUCAUGUGUUU
This is a messenger RNA of Nomascus leucogenys (northern white-cheeked gibbon), 2767 nucleotides long. RefSeq names its product follicle stimulating hormone receptor (gene FSHR). Gene Ontology annotation, biological process: male gonad development; follicle-stimulating hormone signaling pathway. NCBI's taxonomy places the organism in Eukaryota, Metazoa, Chordata, Mammalia, Primates, Hylobatidae. The record is from RefSeq and is a predicted model, not a curated record. Gene Ontology annotation, cellular component: membrane. Gene Ontology annotation, molecular function: follicle-stimulating hormone receptor activity; G protein-coupled receptor activity.